AUGGCACACAGCUCCCAGAUUCACAUCCAAUUGCCGUCAAAAAAAAAAAUGUUGACCGCUACCGGCAAUCGAACACACAGGGCAUGUUCCAAUUGCAAACGCCGCAAGGUUAAAUGUGACGGGUCCAACCCGUGCCAAAAUUGCACCAAGCAUACAAUGCAUUGUUCUUAUCAGCAAAAGACGCUCAGAUCAAUCUCGAAACUGGCAUCUUUGCCGCCACUACAAAACCACAUACCGCCAUCGUCAUCGUCGUCGUCGUCGUCGUCGUCCCACUCUUCCCCCUGGCAGCGGUUCUCGCCCCACAAAUACCGUUUCCAUCGCAGACAUCAAAAUCUGCUCCCGUAUUACUUGGGCAUUGCAUUAAUGAAAUCGCUACCGAAAUCCGUGAUAGAAAAACACUCCCUAAGACCACCCCGCUUGCAAUAUUACGGUUGGAAUAUGUCUGGAGGCCACUACCUUGCACAGCGCCAAAUAUCCAAUUCCCACGACUCAAUGCAAUGGCACUGGGAUUUCUCUGAUCCCAUUCAACAGAAAAUAGUGGAAAAACUCGCAAAAUAUUAUUUCCAAAAUAUCAACAGGUUCGUCUCCAUCAUUCACGAGCAAGCUUUUUGGCAGCAGUUUAAGAGCGGGUUUGUCAACUGCGGCUCACAUGGCUCCACCAUUUUGUUCGAGUCAAUUCUUAAUCUUAUUGUAGCGAUCGCACUGCGUUUCAGCUAUAGCAUUAAUAAAAAUCAAUCUCCACCAGUGCCCUCGACCACCGAAUCAUCUUCAAACGAAUGCUUGUCACCUGAAGAGGUCCAAUGGGUCGAAUCUCACUUGAAUUUCGAAGAAUCACUCUUCGAUUUCGCCUAUACGGUCACCACCAGCUUAUCAUUCGAAUGGGAGUCUUUUGAGCUCAUUCAGUCCUGGCUUUUGAUGGCUUUUUACCUCAGAACCUGUCACCGUCAAGUGUCAUGUUGGCAAGCACUGAGUCGUGCCGUGCAAAUGUGCAAUGGAAUGUCUCUUUUUCUCAACAGAUAUCCUGACACUCAUAACGCUUACGACGAAUGCAGGGCCAAAAACUGUUAUUGGGCAUGCUUCAUUAUGGACCGCCUAAUAAGCUUUCAGAUGGGUCGCGUUCCUGGACUAUUACUCCCAGGACCAGAAAUGGAAUCUCCUGACAUCGCUUCCGAUGGCUGGCUAAGUCCAGAAUCAAUAGCUUUGUACAAGCUUGCCAUCAUAAUCACCGACUGUCAAAAAUCGUACGGCGAAGAACUCGCAGCUCAAGAGUAUCUAAGCGUGAAGAAUCGACUCACCGAAUGGCACAACAACAUUGGCGCAUCGCUACUUGAUAGUGAGCCGUGUGCCCAGCAGGUAAUAUUAUGUGGUUUGCACGUCAGAAUAGCUUUGGAAAUAAAUGGCCUAUUCGCUUUCCUCGACGUAGCAGAUACCGAUGCUCAAGUUGAAAAUUCAUCCCAUAACACGCCAGUUGUACAUGCACCGAUGCUUUUGGAUCUUGUUUCCGCGGUUCUGGACACUUUUGAUUCGAUCGUGGCCUCUGGAUUAUACUUUAGACCAUGGUGGCUAAACUUAUCCCUACCUUUUACCUCAAGCAUAAUUUCUUUGAUAUUGAUCCGCAGCGGUAUCCAAUUGUCCCGAGCAAAGUCAUUGCUCGAGCAAAGUUUCAAGACCUGGCGCUACAUCGAAAAUGCAAGACCUCCAAAUCCGCCUGGGAUGGCCUCAGAAUGUUUGUGGUGUUUGAAAAUGUUAAAUCAUAUGUUUUGUCAACAGCUUCAGCUAUCCGCAAAAGAUCUCGAAAGCGUUCUCGGUGUCGACCAUUCGAAUGAUUUUGUGAACAACAAUAAAUUUCGUCAAUUUGGUAAAGUGGAAAAAGAGCCUUCAAAGUCCGACGCUAUUGACUUUGAAGUUGCCCUUGAGCCACAGGCAUCCGUCACCUACAGCAAUGAAGAUCUGCUUCCUCAUUUGCAAUGGUUUGAUCAGUGGCUGGAUGUCGAUAACCUCGAGACAAUGCUGUAG
Messenger RNA from Lachancea sp. 'fantastica', 2016 nucleotides. NCBI's taxonomy places the organism in Eukaryota, Fungi, Ascomycota, Saccharomycetes, Saccharomycetales, Saccharomycetaceae. The record is from the annotation of a GenBank genome assembly.